Messenger RNA from Frankliniella occidentalis (western flower thrips), 7139 nucleotides. It is a transcript of the gene bdg, whose product is annotated as sodium-dependent transporter bedraggled. Lineage: Eukaryota; Metazoa; Arthropoda; Insecta; Thysanoptera; Thripidae. Bases 197 to 5386 code for a protein of 1729 amino acids. The record is from RefSeq and is a predicted model, not a curated record. Gene Ontology annotation, biological process: sodium ion transmembrane transport. The transcript is spliced from 14 exons. Gene Ontology annotation, cellular component: membrane.
CCCCGGGCCCGGGCCGAGGCGAGGGGAGGGGAGCGCCUCUGGCCGGGUAGUGCGCCGUCGAACAGCCGCCCGAGGAGUACACACCCGAGCGCGCUUCUCUCCACCGCGCGCGGACACAACCUGCAAGCCUGAAGAAGUAUAGUGGAGAGCGAUGCAGGCCCGCUCCCUGUAGGCCCUGCGCGAGGACCUGAGCACCAUGUCUAGCGACAGGCCGCCGACCGCCUCCGGCGCCAGACAGAUGCUGCACUUCCUCAGGGACACUCUGGGUGAGGAGGCGCGAGGCGCGACAGAGGUUGGAUUUCGGAGAUCGACAAGCCGCACCUCCAAUCGCCGGACGUCGCUCUCCUCGGACGCGUUCGAGGAUGCUGCCCAGGAGCUGAUGGAGGCCACUGCCGUGCCCCCCGCGCCCCCCGUGCCGCCCGCGGGGGCCCUGGCCGCGCCCGCGGCGCCAGAGCGCUCCGACCACCACGGUCCCAGCUGCCCGCGGUGCCCGCUGCUGCACGAUGGCCUCGGCCUCGGUGACCAGGACGGCCUGGAGAUGCUCGACUUUGAGUCCGCCGGCCCCGCGAGCCACCAGGAUGCGCCGCCGCCGCCCGUGCCCCCGCGGCCCUCCAGCGCGGACAACCAGUGCGACCAGCAGUGCGGCCCGGGCCACGGCCACGGUCUCGGCGGCCAGGAGGUGCGCGUGGAGGUCGUCGUCGACCCCUUCGCCGUCAAACAUGUGAGACCCGAUGGGCCGGUGGAUGCAGCGGCGCACAUCCGCGGCCCCGUGGAGCGCGUCCUGUUCCAGGAGGCCGCCGAGCUGGCCGACGCGGAGGAUACCAACGUGGCCAACACCUCCACCUUCAGGGGGUCGCCGUCGCCGUCCGUCGCCCCCAGCCCCACCCCUGGCGCGGGGCCGGGCCAGGGCACUGCUCGUGGCCCGUACAUGGUGCGCUCGGACUCGUGGGAGUUCUCGAGCAAGCGCGUGUCGGGGGGCAGCCAGCUCAACGAAGCCUUCGAGGACUCGGAGGAGUCGGACUACGACGCCGUGGACUCGGAGGCAACCAACAGCCGCUGCGUGUCCCCACGCGGCGUCGCCGAGGCCGUGAACACCACGCUGGUGACGCACGAGGACGUCCUCCGAGGGGGCCGUCGAGCUCCACGCCGUCCCCGGUCGACGGCCAGCGAGGUGUCGUCGGCGACGCUGUCGCGAUGCCGUCAGUGGGCCAGUCAGGCCCGGCGCUCCCUCCGGGUCGGCCGUCCAGCCCGCCCGCACUCGCACUUCUUCGCCAACCCCAUGUCGGAGGACGCCGGCAACGAGGUGGACCCGACGCGCCUUGGGCCCCUUCCCGUUGACUCGUCCAGCUUCUUCCACCGCUCCAACUCGGACUCCACGACGCUGUGCUCGCCGCCCCGAACUCGAACUCGCACGGCGUCGCUCUCCAUCGCCGAGGUGCCCGCGUCGACGGCACCCGCCGCGUCCUCCGCGGCUGCUGCGGCGUACGACCGCUCGUCUCUCGUGGAGCCGCUGCGUCCGCGUCAGUGGUCCCUGGACUGGACGGCGCUGCGGGACCGGCCCCACUCCGUGGCCAUCGGCCGGUCCCUGGAGCAUGACGGCUGCUCGAGCUGCGGCACCGACGACAUCGACUGGAGCUGGGUGCUGGAGGAGGAGGCGCUCCAGCGGCAGCAACAAGAACAAGAGGAAGGAGAGUCAUCAGCAUCGGGGGCCGCUGGACUGGGCUCUGAGUCACCGUCAUGCAAGUCGGGCGGCCCGCGUGGUUCCAGCUCCAGCCCCCCGCCCAGCCCCGCGCCCUGCCCCGCGCCCUGCCCCGCGCCCAGCUCGCCGCCGCGCCCCCCGCCCCGCGGCCCGGACAGCGCCCCCUCCACGGCCGCCGCCGCGGACCGCGCGACGCCGCCACCCGCCAGUGUCGGUCCCGCCGCCAUGCAGGGAGCGCGCACGGCCGCGGCCCCGGUCGCGACGCCGGCCGCGGCGCCAGACGCGGGUGCCACCAACUGGAGCUACCAGUGCGACGAGGACGACGACGACGAGGACGGUAGCGCCGCGGACGCCGCCCAGCCGGCGCCCAACAGGAGGCCGAGCGGGCGGCGGACGUCGUCCUGGUUGCGUGCGAGCAUGAGGCGGGUGCGGCACUUCCGGCUGGGCGACCAGCAGCACGGCCAGCACGGCCUGCAGCGGCGCAGCGCUCCGCCGGACGUGGCGCUGCCGCACCUCCCCGCCAGCACCGCCGCCGUCCUGCUGAGCGACGCUGCGCGGGACGGUCCCGAGGGCGCCGUCGCCGACCACGACGCCGCCGACGCGCCGCGGGUCCCCGCCCCCGCCGCCGCGGACGCCACCCUCACCCCCGCCCGCCCCCGCUCCGCGCCCGUGGCCGGGGUGCGCCAGUGCGGCCGCGCCGCGUCCCGCCCCUGCUCCAGGACGGUGCUCAGCCCGGCGACCUCCAGGUCGUUGCACCUCUCCACCUCCAGCUCGUCGUCAAGCUCGUCCUCCUCCUCGUCAUCGGACGGCAGCAGCGCCCCGGCGCAGACGGCGGCGUCGCCCUCCAGAGGCGCGUCGUCGGGCCGGCGCACCAGCAGCUCCAGGUCAUGUGAGGUGAUGCCGGAGGGCGCCCGCGCCGCCAGUCCGCUGGGGCAAUGGCCGCACAACCUGAGCGCCACGCUGGCCUGCCUCGGCUGCACCGUGGGGCUCUUCAACAUCUCCAGGUUCGCCGUCCUCAGCGUGCAGUUCGGAGCCAACUUCAUAAUCCAGUUCCUGAUCCUGUCUGCCGUGUUCGGAAUCCCGUUGUACACGUUUCAAGUCUGCCUGGGCCAGUUCCUGGCGGCGGGCGCCGUCGACAUGUGGCGCAUCUCUCCAGUCUUCCAGGGGAUCGGCAUCGCGCUGCUCGUGGCGCAGGCACUGAUCGGCGUGUACAGCACGGUGGGUGUGUCCUGGAUAUUUAUCUACUUCAGGGACUCGUUCAUCACGAAGCAGGACCGCUACCGCUGGGCCGAGCCCUUCGACCUCUACAGAGAAGACCAACGACCCUACUUUAACGGCACCCCCAACCUGGAGCAGACGGUGCCGGACUACCUGAGUGGGGUGGUGCUGCAGCGGCACAACCUGGCGCAGCCCGAGAACUCAUUCGGACACAUCAAGUUCCAGGUCGCCUUCAACCUGGCCGUCGUGUGGAUGAUCGUGUUUGUCUCGCUAAGCAAAGGUCUCCGCUCGUACGGCAAGGUGGUGUACGUGUUCUCGGUGGUGCCCGUGUUCGGCAUGCUCGUGCUGUGCACCAAGAUGCUGGGGCUCAUGCCCAGGGACUCGAACCAUCAGGUGUUCCCGGAGACGGAGUGGACCGAGUUCUUCAUCAAUUCCAACUGCUGGGUGGCGGCCACCACCGAGGUGUUCAUGACCUGGGGGCUGCUCGGCACCGCCGCCAUGCAGAUCGCCUCGCACAACAAGCAGAAGAAGUUCCUGCAGCGCGACACGAGCCUCGUGAUCGUCUUCACCAUCUCCAUGCUGCUGCUGGCCGCCUUCCUCGCCAACAUGUGCGUGGCGCUGCUGCUGGCGCACGGCUACAACUACGUGCCGAGCUCCUUCGAGCGCAUGUCCACGUACCCGUUCCUGCAGUCCGGUCCGCUGGAGCGGCUGGACCGCUACCAGGUGCCGCUCACCUACCAGACCACGCCGGUGCGCUGGAUGCCGCACGCCUCCUACGUGAUGGGCGAGCGCGUGCAGAAGCCCGGCUCGCUCGCGGCGCAGGAGAGUGGCUACCAGGUGCUGCGCCUCGCCACCGAGCUCGUGCCCACCACGCUCGCGCUCCUGGGCGCCGACCAAGUGUCGCCCUUCUGGGCCGUGCUCUUCUACUUCGUGCUCAUCUUGUUCGGCAUCGCGCAGCAGCUCGCCAUCUGGCACUGCGUCAUCACGGGUAUCAUGGCCAUCAACGCGCAGAGCCUCAAGUGCUGGGAGACCACCAUCACCUUCUUCUCGUGCGCCUGCGGCUUCAUCCUGGGUCUACCAAUGACCACCGAGCUCGGCAUCUUCGUGGUGUACUUCCUGGACUUCUGCGUGGGCAGCGGCUGGUGGAUGAUGGUGCUGCAGCUGCUGCAGGUGGGCGCGGUGCUCAUGGCGCGCGGCCGGCCCUACAGCGGCGAGAGCAUCGCCAGCACGCUCUUCCACAAGACCACCUCCUGCCUCAUCACCUGGGCCGCGCCCAUGCUCACCUUCACCUGGAACGUCAUCCUCCCCGUCAUCCUCAUGGUGGUGUGCAUCACGGUGUUCAAGAAGGCGGGCUCGCGCGACCUGUACUCGUGGCACGUCUCGCUGGGCUACGACUACUGGCCGCUGUGGGCGCGCGAGGUGGGCGCCAUGCUGCAGCUGCUGCCGCUGCUCACCGUGCCCGUGGUGGCCGUCGUGCAGACCUGCCGGUACCUCUCCAGCGGCCCGCCCGACAUCUUCGACCGCAUCACCCUGCUGUACCGACCGCCGGUGGACGGCGACGACGACCUCAACGAUCUGACCUCGCAGACCGACCUGCAGUCCGGGGCGGGCGGGGCCGCGGCGGGCGGCGGCAACCAGGAGGGCGCCGUGGUGGAGGACCCACCGCCCAAGUACACGCCCCCGCCGUCCUACACCACGGCCACGGGCGCCAGGAUCGCCAAGAUGCUGCGGCAGAGCUUCAGGCGCAGCGUGCGGCGCAUCCAGCUGGCGGUGAGCGGCGUGGGCGCGGCGGGUGGCGCGGCGGAGGCGUGGGGGCCGCCCCCGGGGGCGCCGGGGCCGCCGCGGACCUCCAUCCAGAGCACCGCCGCCCAGGGUGCCACCGCCCUGGACCCAGCGCCGUCUCCCGCUCCGCCAGACUACGCCGCCGUCCUGGUGGAGAUCAGCCAGGCCUCGCUGCACGACGUGACAAUCGUCAUGGAGGAGGAAGCCCCCGGCGCGGUAGGCCCCCGGGCGGUGGCGGCCCCUCGGGCGGCCCGGCCGGAGGAGUUCGUGCGGCCACAGUCCAGCCCCGCCGGCCACCAGAGGCCCGACUCCCAGAUGACGGCCGCCGACGUCGCCAACGUGCUGCGGAGUAGCGUGCGCCGCCCGGCGUCUUCGGGGGUCGUCCAGGGCGCGGCCGCCAGCGCCGCCGCCGCCCGCAGCCAGAGCAUGUGCGUGGCCAGGACACGGCAGCGGCACCUGCUCGGCGCCGGCCCCCGACCCAGUGGCGCCAGCUUCAACGCUGGUGCCGGGGAGGGGUCCUGGCCUGGCUCCAAGCCUAAGCAGUCCAGUCCGGAAGCACACUCCUCCCGGGCCGGUCCCAGCGGCGGCCCCAGCGGCGCCGAGCCACGGACUUCCCCCAGUCCCGGGGCGGCACCGGUCACACUGGAGGAUGUGCAAUUGUCCGACGAGGACGGCAGCAUGGUGUAGAUAGUGUCUCGCGCCAAAUCCAAGUGCUGUGAAUGACCUAAGAGGUUAAGUUAAAUUAAAACUGUUCUUUUUUUUUCUCUUUUUUUUCCUGUGCUUUUUGUGUUUCAUGUUAAUGUGUAACUAUUUAUUUGAUAGGAUCCCUGCAUUGCUUACAAGGGAAUCUUGGAAUCCAGUCACGUCUAGUAGAUGAUAAGUUCUGGGGUUCGUGAUUACUAAUGUAAUACUAGUUUAUUUCUGCGCAUAUCCUGAACUGGCCCACCAACCACCAGUUAUAAUGAAACAAAAUUAGUGUAAGGAUGUGGUUUGAAACCAAACUAUUUAUGCAUAUGCAUCUAUGAACUAGUAACUUCUGUGAAGUUUUAUUUUAUUUUAUGCACCUGUUUGCAUGGAGUUUUGGUGGAGUUCCUCUUACAAAGAUUCCAAUUUUUCAGUCAGAUUACUUGUGGGCUGCCUGUGAGCCCGCACAUGUGAAGAAAGAUUUCCCAAUAUUUAUGUUUGUUUUAUUUAUUUGAUAUUUUUGCAGGCUGUUUAGUUUGACCCAAAUUUAAAAAUAUUUUACCUUUCGAUUUUUAUUUUAUAAACCUGCUUUUCAAAUUCCAAUGCUUGUAAAAUACAAAUCAAAUAGUGGUGGACCUGGGAACAUUGUGUUAAAAGCGCAGUGGCCCUAACGCUCUGUGAUAUCUUGUGAAAAUUUGCAUUAUGACAAUGACUUCUAAAUGUAAGUAAAUUGAUGAAUCAGCAUUUACAAAUCCACCUUUGCAAUGGGUGCGGUAAGUAUAAAUUUGCUGUUCUUUAAAACUUUUCCUGUUGCAGCCAUGAGAUGUUUUUGUUUUAAAGUUUGAUUUAUGAAAGACUGUUGAGACAUUUAGAAACUGUUGAGAGCGUUAGAAAGUAGGUAGUAUAUUUCUUUUUAGAAAAGAGAAAAUGUGAUCUCUUUUGUUCCAUUACAUAGUUACUGGUGCUUACAGAUAGAAAUUUCUAAUUUUCUUUGGAAAUAACAGUAGUGACCACUCAGAAAAUGAAAUAGAUUUGCAGGUCUCCUUUACUCAUGCACAGUACACAACGAUUAAAGGUCUGUGAUUUGUAAUUUUUCUCAAAGUUUUAAUUGACCAUGGAGGAGAUUGACCCUCUGUCAGUUAUCUUGUAAGUGUGUCAUAUUACAUUACAUCCUAUUAUGAUUACCAUAAUUACCAUAAGGGUAUGAAGACUGCCAAUAUUAGUUGCUGUAUUUUAGGUUCAACUGUACUUGCAGCCAGACUUCUCAGUUAUAUGAUAAAUCUGGCUGUAAAUUUUAAUUAAUGACCUAAGACUUCUUGUUGUUGUACUGCCAAGCCAAUUACAUUUAAUGAGUUUCAGAUUUUCUAUUUUAAACUUUUUGUUUAAAUUUAGCUUUGUACAAUAUAUUGUUAACAAUAACAAUUCCAAAAAUGUUACAGUGCUUUAUGGUUUCAAUUUUAAGAGGGAAUUUCAGCACAAGAUGUUAGCUUUUCUGUUAGAAACAAAUUGGUAGCUAUGUAUGCAUCUUUUGUGUAAUGUUUUUUAGAGUACAAUGAUUUUCUUGUACCAGUCAGGAUGGUGUUGUGCAAUAGGGUCUAUGUCUGAGACAGCAUUCUGUUGAGUUUUGUUGAAUUUGACUUGUUCAAUCGGCCCGGUGCUUGUGUCUUCUGUGUUUAUCAAACUAGUCUGUUCUUUUGUGAACUAAAGUCACACGUUCACACAUAAAAAAAUAAUAACUAUAUCAAAAAUUACAAAA